Molecule: messenger RNA, 2965 nt
Organism: Elaeis guineensis (African oil palm)
Lineage: Eukaryota; Viridiplantae; Streptophyta; Magnoliopsida; Arecales; Arecaceae
Product: phospholipase D alpha 1
Biological process (GO): phospholipid catabolic process; phosphatidylcholine metabolic process
Cellular component (GO): plasma membrane
Molecular function (GO): D-type glycerophospholipase activity; calcium ion binding
Source: RefSeq, a predicted model, not a curated record
ACUUCUCCCUGCCCUUUUCUUUUCUUCUUAUGUAUAGAUGCCCCUCCCCCCGUUCUCUCCGGACUCUUGCGCUCCCCUUUCGGAUCUCUCCAUGCUUAUCCCUUUCUCUGUCUUGACUUUGUUUUUUUUUUCUCGGAGACCUCUCCCUUCUCUCUCAAAUCACUGCCACCACCAGAGAGUGCGCGAGUGAUUCCGUCGGGAGAUUAAUUCUCUGAAACUCCGCAAUCCAUCAUACCCAGGUAAAAAAUGGCCCAGAUUUUACUCCACGGAACGCUGCAUGUUACCAUCUUUGAGGCAAACUCGCUCUCCAAUCCAAACAGAGCUUCUGGCGGUGCUCCCAAAUUUAUCCGCCAGCUUGUUGAAGGAAUAGAAGACACCAUUGGUCUUGGCAAGGGGUCUUCCAAACUCUAUGCAACAAUUGAUUUAGAAAAGGCCCGAGUUGGGCGAACCAGAUUGAUAACCAAGGAACCUGUCAACCCACGUUGGUAUGAGUCUUUUCACAUCUACUGUGCCCACAUGUCUGCCAAUGUCAUCUUCACUGUCAAGUUUGACAAUCCUAUUGGGGCGUCUCUGAUAGGAAGGGCUUACUUGCCUGUCACGGAGAUCCUAAAUGGUGAGGAAGUGGAUAGAUGGAUUGAAAUUUGUGAUGAAGACCGGAAUCCUCUUGAUGGAGGAGCCAGGAUUCAUGUGAAAGUUCAAUAUUUUGAUAUUUCAAAAGAUCGCAACUGGGCAAGGGGUAUCCGGAGUGCAAAAUACCCUGGUGUUCCGUAUACCUUUUUCUCUCAAAGACAGGGUUGCAAAGUAACACUUUACCAAGAUGCACAUGUCCCUGACAACUUCAUUCCCAAAAUUCCUCUUGCUGAUGGGAAAUACUAUGAGCCGCAUAGAUGCUGGGAGGACAUAUUUGAUGCAAUCAGCAAUGCCCAACAUCUGAUUUAUAUCACUGGAUGGUCGGUAUACACUGAAAUCACCUUGGUGAGGGAUGCCAAGAGGCAAAAACCAGGUGGAGAUGUUACCCUUGGAGAGCUACUCAAGAGGAAGGCUAGUGAAGGUGUUCGAGUGCUUAUGCUUGUUUGGGAUGAUAGGACCUCAGUGGGGUUGCUAAAGAAAGAUGGUCUGAUGGCCACCCAUGAUGAGGAAACUGCUAACUAUUUUCAGGACACGGAUGUGCACUGUGUUUUGUGUCCCCGGAAUCCUGAUGAUGGAGGGAGCUUCGUUCAGGACCUGCAGAUUUCCACCAUGUUCACUCAUCAUCAGAAGAUUGUUGUUGUAGACCAUGAGAUGCCUAAUAAGAGUUCUCAGCAGCGGAGAAUUGUGAGCUUUGUUGGAGGCAUUGACCUUUGUGACGGAAGAUAUGAUACACAGUUUCAUUCUCUUUUCAGGACCUUGGACACAGCUCAUCAUGAUGAUUUCCAUCAGCCAAAUUUCGCUGAUGCAUCAAUCAAGAAAGGUGGACCUAGAGAACCUUGGCAUGACAUUCAUUCACGGCUAGAAGGACCUAUUGCUUGGGAUGUGUUGUACAAUUUUGAGCAGAGAUGGAGGAAGCAAGGGGGUAAAGAUCUUCUGGUGCAGCUUAGGGAUCUGGCUGACAUUGUCAUUCCACCUUCUCCUGUCAUGUUCCCAGAGGAUAGAGAAACAUGGAAUGUUCAGCUAUUCAGAUCCAUUGAUGGUGGCGCUGCUUUUGGCUUCCCUGAGACUCCAGAGGAUGCUGCUAGAGCUGGGCUUGUCAGCGGAAAAGAUAACAUCAUUGACAGAAGCAUUCAGGAUGCUUACAUUAAUGCCAUCCGUAGGGCAAAGAACUUUAUUUAUAUUGAGAACCAGUACUUUCUUGGCAGCUCUUUUGGUUGGAGGGCAGAUGACAUCAAGCCUGAGGAAGUUGGGGCAUUACACCUGAUUCCCAAGGAGCUGUCAUUGAAGAUUGUUAGCAAGAUUGAAGCUGGGGAGAGGUUUACUGUUUAUGUUGUUGUGCCUAUGUGGCCAGAGGGUGUUCCAGAAAGUGGAUCAGUCCAGGCAAUCUUGGAUUGGCAACGAAGGACAAUGGAAAUGAUGUAUACUGACAUCAUUCUAGCCCUCCAGGCGAAGGGGAUUGAAGCAAACCCUAAGGACUACCUCACCUUCUUUUGCUUAGGUAAUCGGGAGGUGAAGAAGGGUGGAGAAUAUGAACCUGAGGAGCAACCUGAAGCGGACACUGACUAUAGCAGGGCUCAGCAGGCCAGGCGGUUCAUGAUUUACGUUCAUACGAAGAUGAUGAUUGUUGAUGAUGAGUAUAUUAUCAUUGGGUCAGCCAACAUCAAUCAGAGGUCCAUGGAUGGAGCCCGGGACUCUGAGAUUGCCAUGGGUGCGUACCAGCCUUUCUAUCUGUCUACCAGGGGACUAGCGAGGGGACGGAUCCACGGUUUCCGGAUGGCUCUUUGGUACGAGCACCUUGGGAUGCUUGAUGACGCCUUCCUCCACCCGGAGAGUGUGGAGUGCGUGCAGAAGGUGAACAGGAUUGCUGAUAAGUACUGGGACCUCUACUCGAGUGAUAAUCUCGACCGUGACCUCCCGGGACAUCUGCUCAGCUACCCGAUCGGAGUCAGCAGUGAUGGCGUGAUCACAGAGUUGCCAGGAAUGGAGUUUUUCCCCGAUACUCGGGCCCGUGUCCUGGGCACCAAGGCGGACUACCUUCCUCCCAUCCUCACCACCUAAAUAUAGCGGUCCGGUGUCCUCUCUUGUUUCUUUUUGUUACAAUAACAGCAGCCACGCGCUGGGUGAAGGAACCAUAUGAUGUGCUCGACUUGGUGACUAGUUUUCAGUUGAUGCUUUUGCGAGAUCUUGUAUGCGGUGUUUAUUGAUUUUCUGUUCCAUCAGAAAACUCUGGAUGCUUGUUACUUCCGUAUUUAUUACUAGCUUGCAUCUUGCCGUAGGUACAUGUAUCACGAGUGUUGUUCCCGCUUAAUCGCUUUGUUGCGUUAUUACUAUUGUA